Messenger RNA from Annulohypoxylon truncatum, 1049 nucleotides. RefSeq names its product cofilin/tropomyosin-type actin-binding protein. Gene Ontology annotation, cellular component: cortical actin cytoskeleton; site of polarized growth; plasma membrane. The record is from RefSeq and is a predicted model, not a curated record. Gene Ontology annotation, biological process: regulation of actin filament polymerization. Gene Ontology annotation, molecular function: actin filament binding. NCBI's taxonomy places the organism in Eukaryota, Fungi, Ascomycota, Sordariomycetes, Xylariales, Hypoxylaceae. Bases 409 to 849 code for a protein of 146 amino acids. The transcript has 2 exons.
GUAGCAUGGACGCGGCUGUCAUAAAAUUCAACCAGGUUGAGAAAAGAAAGUGAGUGUACCUAAUCUUACAAGUAUUUCGAACUUGGGAGAGCGUCAUCAUAGCAAGGAUGGCUAAUAUGGCAAAUAAGCCAUACAUGCCAGCAUGAAAAUAGCAAUUGAAACGAAAGGCUUGCCGUCCAGAUCGGGAUAUCAAUGGCCGUCAAAAAGACCCAGUCCUUCCCACCGAUGACACAGUUCAACAACAAUCCACUUCUCCUCGCGAGCCGGACACUCGAUUUUCGGCAACAAAAAUUACUUCAUUCUCGGGUAUUUCGACAAUACCAUAUGUUAUAACGACACACGAAGGGACCGCCUCUAGAGCCUUAAUUUCGACCCUCGCACUCCCGAAGCAACCCCGCGCAAAAAGAAAUGUCCGGCCUCGACUCCCCCGACAUAAGCGCGGCGUACGACGCCGUCCGGUCCGACAAGGACGCCACGAACUGGCUGCUCCUAUCGUACGCGGGCGCCGUGGGCGACAAGCUGGUGCUCUCCGGCACGGGGACGGGCGGUCUGGAAGAGCUCGGGGCGAAGCUGGACGACAGCCAGGCCCAGUACGCGUACGUGCGGGUCGAGUACGCCAACGACACGGAGAGCACGAGGGUCAAGUUCGUGCUGCUGAUCUGGAUCGGCGAGGGCACCAAGGUCAUGCGCAAGGCGCGCGUCUCCAUCGAGUCGGGCGCCGUCAAGAGGGCCCUGAGCCACCACAGCAUCUCGGUUGACGCGCGGGACCGUAGCGAUAUCGACCAGAAGGAGAUUGUGGCUCGAUUGAGACGAGCGGGAGGGGCGGAUUACAACGGUGGACGAGGUUAAGAGACGAGAAAUGGAAGGAGAUGGGAGGGGAGAGCAACAAAUGAGACAUACCCUCCUUGGAGUUGCACGACAGGUGUGGCUAAAGAGGGGUAUCUUUCAUCGGGUUUGCUUUUUCGACAAUACAUCAUCGUCCCCCCACUCCUUUUCACGACAAGCCACGAAACCACGAAACCAUACUUUUUUAUAUAACAUAGCGAGGC